Messenger RNA from Biomphalaria glabrata, 3828 nucleotides. Its product is annotated as transmembrane protein with metallophosphoesterase domain-like. Bases 528 to 1952 code for a protein of 474 amino acids. The transcript has 5 exons. Gene Ontology annotation, molecular function: hydrolase activity. NCBI's taxonomy places the organism in Eukaryota, Metazoa, Mollusca, Gastropoda, Planorbidae. The record is from RefSeq and is a predicted model, not a curated record.
UGGAUAGCUGUAUCUAGGUUCAUAUAUCUAGGUUCAUAAUUUUGAGUCUACUCUAAACUCUAAUCUCAAUGUACAUCUAGAUCUAUAGAUAGAGGGGUCUAGAGUCUAGAUCUAUAUCUUCUUUAUAGACUCUAGAGUCUAGAUUUAGAUCUCAAUAUCUAGAUCUAUGUUUGACAGACUUCACGCAAGACUAAGAACAUGACUUCAGACUUGUCAUCAUUAUAAUUAUAAUCAUUUAUAAUGUCAAUAAUCAAUAAUGAUAAUUCAGAUAAUGAAAAAUGGAAGUUUUCAAGAUCGAAGAUGCUGAUGACUGAUGAUGUCACUGAUUGUGACUGAUGACCAACCCUAGAAUCUAGGGCCUAGUUAUAGAGUCUAUCUAGAAUUACUAGACUUGUCUAUAUAGAUUAUAGAUCCUAAUCUCGAUCUAGAUUUAAUCUAGAGUGGAGACAUGAUAGGAUAGUUUGUGACUAGUUGUAUUACUUGUAUUGCAGUAGAUUAACAGUAGACUACUCAGAUUUCUAGCAAAAAUGCCUCUAUCAAACUGCUCAAAGAUAAGCAUAAGUAUUUUGACUAUAAUAACAAUAAUUGGAGUUCAGUUCAUCAUUCUUUCUUUUAGCAGCUUCCAAACAAAAGCUAGAAUUAUGCGAGCCAAUUUCGUACUUGGGAUUCAGGUGAUAAUGCUUACAUUUUCACUUCUUGUUUGGAGAACGUUCAAAGAUUGUAUGUUUGCCGACAAUUUUUUCUCCUCAUUAGAGGAAUUUAUUUCUGGAAAGAUACUGGGUAGAUUUAAAUUUAAAGAAAAGUCAAUGCGAAAAAGCUCUGAAAGUGACUUAACUGCUGGAGCCGAGUUAAUACAAAAUAGAAGAUGGACUCUGUGGAAAAUUGUGCUUUUCUUUUAUCUAUUAAUGUGUCACACAAGUUAUUUAACAAACUUAUAUUUUAUUGGAAAGGAUCCUUAUUGGAUUGGCUUGAUUACAUAUGCUUGUCUAGGCUCUUUUAUUCAACUGAACACAGGACUAUUAAUCAUUAAGACAGUAUCUCAAAUUUUGAAUAUACUCAAAAUAAAAAAAACAAGUCAAAGGCUUUCUUAUUAUCAACUUUCCAGUAACCAAAAAGCUAUUUUUUCAUCAGUUUUUAUGCUAUGCGCUUCUGUUUAUGGACUAUACAAUGCUUCUCAACCUCCUGUUGUUAAAGAUGUGAAAAUCCCAAUUAGAGAUUUACCAGUUGGUCUCAAUGGACUGAAGAUAGUACAGCUAAGUGAUAUUCAUCUGGGACCAACUGUAGGAUUUUCAAAACUUAGCAAAAUUGUAACAAUUGUUAAUCAAGAAAAGGCUGAUGUUGUUGUUCUGACUGGUGACCUAGUAGAUGGUAGUGUUGUAUUUCUACAAGAUGCUGCAGUGCCACUGAAGUCCAUACAAUCAAAGUAUGGAAAUUAUUUUGUAACAGGCAAUCAUGAAUACUAUACUGGUGAUGUGGAUAACUGGUUCAUUGCAUUGGCCUCCCUGGGCUUUAAAGUUCUUCACAAUAGCCAUGUAUUUAUACCAGAGAAGAAUGCUAAUGGUCAAGAACAUAUUUGUCUAGCAGGAACAGAUGACAUACAAGCUAAUCUGAUAGGAUAUGGAGAUCACAAAUUUGAUUUGGCUAAAGCAGUUGGUAAUUGUAGUCAACAAAGGCCAGUCAUUCUCUUAGCUCACCAACCAAAGGCAGCAAAAAUAGCUCUGGAUUCAUCAUAUAGGAUAGAUUUGGUCUUAUCAGGUCAUACUCAUGGAGGUCAGAUGUUCCCAAUGGUUAUUGCAGCAUACUUGCUUAAUCCAUUUUUUGCUGGACUGUACAAGUACGGACCUAAUGGUAGUUUUGUUUAUGUUUCACAAGGCACCCAGUAUUGGGGGAUUCCAAUGAGAAUUGCCACCACAAUGGAGAUUACCAGGAUAACCCUCCAGUCAGCUAAUUAAUGAAAAAAUUAAAAAGAAAAGAAAAAAAAUGUUUAUAGGAAUGUUUAAAAAAAAAAUAUUUAUAGGAAUGUUUAGAAAAUUUGAUUACGAUCACAUUUUAUGAGCUCCAACAAUGUAUGAACAACAUGAGAGGACUAAAUUGAUAGUACUAGGACAGAUAUUUAAUGAACUUUGUGUGGACCUAAUGCUUUAUUUCUUUCAAUUAACUGCAUAAUUACAUUGCAAUAAUAUUGUGUUGUAAUGAAUUGAACAAAUAGUUUGAAGCUGAGUAAUUGUAACUAGGAUCAUUUUGAAAAUGUUAAUUUAUUGAUGUGUGCGUUCUCAGGUAUUUUUAGGAAGUCUUUUUUUUUAAACCCAUUUUCAUCAUUAGCUAGUGAGAAAAAAUGUGUAUGUGGAUCUCUUUUUAAAAACUGUUAUUUUAAGUUGAGCUAGCGUAAAAAAAUCUCAUCAAGUAGUAGUACAGUAGCUGCACAGUGAACCUAUUUCAAAUAGGCCUAAAUGUUCUAUAAGUAAGUUGGUAUCCAACUCAUUUAGUUGAAUAGCUUUAAUUAAACUAAAGUGAAUAUAGAUGUUAGGUUUAACGUUAUAUGCUAAUUUUUUUUGAUAACCUUUCAAUAAUUUGACUGUUUUCUGAAUUAAAUUGUAAGAUUUCCUCAAACAUUGUUAUUGUGGUAGUUUGAUACUGUCAGUAGUGUGGCAUACAUUUCAAUUGUCAUGCAGAUCAUAGCUUUACAGCAGAGGUAGCUAUCUGGACACAGUGGUGGAAACCCUUUCCAUAACUUGGCCUAUUUGCAACAAAAUAAAUGCCUAAGUAAAAAAAAAAAUCAAAUUCUGUUUUUACAUUUUAAUACAAAAACAAGAGAAGACUAAAGAGAUGAACGUGUAUGUAUGUUGAUCUAGCAGAUCUGUACUAAGGUUUUAGAUGUUACAUUCAUGGGAACUGGUUUUAUUCUUGAAAUACAGUUAUUCUAUUUCAAUUUGAGUUGUGAUUGUGUGUGACAGGGUGUGUAGAUAUCAGUCUGAGCACAUGUGAAUUACAAGAUGAGCAUGGUGGGAAGCGUGGUCGAGAGGCUAAGUGCGCUUGAACAUGGCUUGUCUUGGCUACCUAGAAGGGGGCUCGAGGUUCGACACCCGACUCUGGCAGAGUUGUGUUUACUGAGCGCCUGAAGGCAGCACGGAAAACCAACUCCUAGAUACCCCUCCCCCCCACUGGUCCACAAAUGAGAUUGGACCAAAGCGCUCUGAGCAUGCUAUAAGCAUGAAAGUAGCGCUAUAUAAAAGCUAUAAUAAAUAAAUAUAAUAAAUAAACACUUUCUUUUGUGUGCAUUUGUAUAUUCCAAAAAUUAUUUUUUUGUCACUAUUUAUGAUGAAAUCCUGAUGUCUGAAAGUUUCCAGUCUUGAUCUUGUUUUGGUUGUAAUUUUGGUCAUUCCUUUGUCAGUACGUUAUUUAAACAAAUUUGAACCCAGGAACAAUUUUCUAACCAAAAAAAACACAAACAGGAUAUUUUAUAUUAAGAUUCUUUUUCUUUUUUAAAUUGCUUUGACAAAACCAAGUGUAAAUUUAUUUUUAAAAAUCCAACUACUUGACUUUUAGAUUAUUUACUUAAACAUAGAUGUUUAAAGAAAACCUUUUGAUUAUUACAUCUUAUAGUUCAGAUUUCUAUAUCUUUACUGAUGGGCUAUUUUUGAUUACAUUUAAUAGUAACUUAAAUGUCUCUAUUAUUUGAGGUAAAAUGCGAUAUCGUUUUCCAGAAAUUUUGAUUUUGCAGUUGAAUUUUUAGGCAUGACUUUGUGUUAGCAUGAACCAAAUGUGGUCGAUAGUGAUAUGAAUCAUCCAAGUCUUUCAAUAAUGUUGAAUUAAACUUUUGGCAUGUUU